Molecule: messenger RNA, 1704 nt
Organism: Mercurialis annua (annual mercury)
Lineage: Eukaryota; Viridiplantae; Streptophyta; Magnoliopsida; Malpighiales; Euphorbiaceae
Product: chorismate synthase, chloroplastic
Exons: 13
Coding region: 116-1423 (435 amino acids)
Biological process (GO): aromatic amino acid biosynthetic process; chorismate biosynthetic process
Cellular component (GO): cytosol
Molecular function (GO): FMN binding; chorismate synthase activity
Source: RefSeq, a predicted model, not a curated record
UAGGUGGCUACUAACUUCCACUAACACCACCUCCGCCACCACCAAACCCAACCAAACCAUCUCCUACAUAACCUCUGCCCAUUUCUUUUUCCACCAUAUUCUCCACCAACCUCCAAUGGCUUCCUCUUCAUCUCUUGUUUCCAACCCUUUUCUUGGUUCUUCCAUACUCAGCCACUCCGAUCACCGGAAUCUCUCCAUCUCCACCGUCCAGAUCUCCUUCCGCUCCCCAGCACCGCCCAAAAAGCUCCAAAUAAAUGCGGCGGGUAGUACGUAUGGAACCCACUUCCGUGUUACAACAUUUGGAGAGUCUCAUGGAGGUGGCGUUGGUUGUAUAGUUGAUGGAUGCCCUCCUCGCAUCCCUAUUUCAGAAGCUGAUUUACAAGUGGACCUUGAUAGAAGGAGGCCAGGUCAAAGUCGAAUUACCACUCCUAGAAAGGAGACUGAUACAUGUAAAAUAAGUUCCGGUGUCUCCGAAGGAAUGACUACUGGAACACCCAUCCAUGUUUUUGUACCAAAUACUGACCAGAGAAGCAAUGAUUACAGUGAAAUGUCAAUGGCCUAUAGGCCUUCUCAUGCUGACGCAACUUAUGACAUGAAGUAUGGUGUCAGAUCAGUGCAGGGUGGGGGAAGAUCUUCUGCAAGAGAGACCAUUGGAAGAGUUGCACCAGGAGCUAUUGCAAAGAAAAUUCUGAAGCAAUAUUCAGGAACUGAGAUUCUUGCUUAUGUCUCUCAAGUUCAUAAGGUUAUACUUCCAGAGGAUCGUGUUGAUCAUGAGUCUGUGACACUUGAUCAGAUAGAGAGCAAUAUCGUCAGGUGUCCAGAUCCAGAAUAUGCAGAAAAGAUGAUUGCAGCCAUUGACACAGUCCGCGUAAAAGGAGAUUCUGUUGGUGGUGUUGUCACGUGCAUCGUAAGGAAUGCUCCACGUGGGCUUGGUUCACCAGUAUUCGACAAACUUGAAGCUGAGCUGGCUAAAGCUGUCAUGUCACUACCUGCAACAAAAGGCUUUGAAUUUGGCAGCGGUUUUGCAGGCACUUUUCUUACUGGCAGUGAACAUAAUGAUGAAUUUUACAUGGAUAAUCAUGGAAAAAUUAGGACUAGAACAAAUCGUUCUGGCGGUGUACAGGGAGGAAUAUCAAAUGGUGAAAUUAUAUAUUUGAGGGUAGCUUUCAAGCCAACAUCAACCAUAACAAAGAAGCAAAACACGGUGACUAGAGAAAAACAGGAAACAGAGCUAAUUGCUCGUGGUCGUCAUGAUCCUUGUGUUGUCCCGCGUGCGGUGCCUAUGGUCGAAGCCAUGGUAGCUCUGGUUCUUGUGGACCAAUUGAUGGCGCAAUUUGCUCAGUGCAACAUGUUCCCUCUCAAUCCAGAGCUACAAGAACCCAUGAAGAAUUCAACAGUUGAGCCAGUGAGCAUCUCCAAUUGAAAGGUAGCUAUGUUGCUGUAAUAUAUGAAUUAAUUUACACUAAAUAUGACGAUAAGAUUUUACUCGAAGACGCUUCGACAGUGAGAUUAAAAGUUCAAGGCCGGCUUUUGAUUUAAUUUUUUUAUAAUUAGGUUGGGUGUUUCUAUUCUUGUAAUUGGUGAAUUUGUAAGUGUAUUAUUUUUUGUUUUGCUUUUGAGUUGAAAUGUAAAAGAAUUCAUGUCUGUUUUAUGAAUAAAAACAAAAAUGGGAUCACAGCGAGUAGUUAUGAUCUAUUUCAAUUA